AUGGAUGUAGGCCCUGAAAAGCUUAACUUCCCCCAGCCUGGCAUUGAUCAUGGCCUUCUUAAAUGCUUGGUCAACAUGUCCGAAUGGCAGGAGAGGAGGCACUGGGUUGACAGCACGUGGUGGUACUUUCUGAUCUUCACCAUACUGAUCCUGGUCCUCAACGCCAUCUGUCUCGGCAUCAGCCACAGCAAAGUCAAGGAAGUGCCCACGGCCUUGCUUGGCAUCGUAGCCGGUGUAGGUUUGCUCGCCUCGUUUGUGUGCUUACUUGCACCAUGCAUUGCCGGCUUCCGGAACUACUACAUCAACAAAAUGUACUGCCCAGCGAGGAUCAAGAUGCUUAACGGCGCAGACGGCCCAGUCGAGCUGUACAAGACUUCACGUGGAUUCUGCACCGUGUUGGUGAGUCUCGUGACCAUGGGCCUUAGCUUUGCUUCCGCAAAGAAGGCGGACGAGCAGAUCAAAGCCGCUGCAGCUGUUGUCUAG
Messenger RNA from Symbiodinium necroappetens, 483 nucleotides. NCBI's taxonomy places the organism in Eukaryota, Dinophyceae, Suessiales, Symbiodiniaceae. The record is from the annotation of a GenBank genome assembly.